AAACUACCACGCUCUCAGCCACUUACAUACCUACUACGACCCCUUCACGAUUUGACGUUGACUUCAUAAUGAUCACUACGGCCACUAAUGCCAGUUCAACGAGUUCCAUUUUUCCGUCUAUAUCCUUAUCACCAUCGAGCUCACCUCCCUCUUUGUCUCCAUCAUCUACGAGUAUAGCAAGUCCUCAAAAGAGCACAAAACAGACAGCUGCAGCAAUUGCUGGAGAGUCGUUAGGAGCGAUUCUGGGUUUGAUCACAGUGCUGCUAGCGGGCUUUUUAAUCUAUCGAUAUCGCCGGAGAAAACAACGUAGUCAAAGAUUGUCAUAGUUUUGGAAUGGACCUGGUAGA
Molecule: messenger RNA, 347 nt
Organism: Serpula lacrymans var. lacrymans S7.9
Lineage: Eukaryota; Fungi; Basidiomycota; Agaricomycetes; Boletales; Serpulaceae
Exons: 2
Source: RefSeq, a predicted model, not a curated record